AUGCCAGAUAUCGCCAUGACAGACUUGGAGCCUCUCGGACCGACGACUGAAAGCACUUCGAACGUUACAAACACGUUGAUAUUCAUUGAUACUGUCUCUUCUUCCUCUCCUGUAAUUGCCAGCUCUCUAGGACCGAUACAGUCGAUGCCAGUCAAUGAUAUUGAAUCCAUUCAAAUGCCUACAGUAUCCACUCGAUCAGGUGAUGUAAAUGAUCCAGACACAUACAAACGUAGUCAAGAUCCACAUUGGAAGAACGCAGGACUUGAAGACAUUUAUUCUCUAUGGGAUAAGCUUGUACCUGUGGAAGAAUUGCCCAAAUUUGAAGAAAUGGUUCAUUUUUUAGUCGCGCUUGAUCCUCAAACAGCUCGUGACUUGGAAAAAGCUUUUGUGCUACUUCGACGUAAAUUCAAGUGUCUACCAAAGAAAUCUCAAAUGAAAUUUGUGUUGGGACUAUUGGUACAAAAGGGCGUAGUACCAAGUGGCUUGGCACUGGAGAAAUUACUGAUCAAGAAGGCACAGAAGAGUCAGUCUGGUGUUUUGGUUGUCACGGUGCUUACAAGUCCCUAUCCAGCAGUAGGUGGCAAGAAACAACGUUUUAGCUGUCAAUGGAAUUGCUACUAUUGUCCAAAUGAACCGGACCAGCCGAGAAGCUACUUGCACGACGAACCAAGUGUGCUGCGUGCCAACAGGAACGACUUUGACCCGGUGUUGCAGUUUUGUGACCGAUGUGUGACGUUGGCGAUGAACGGUCAUCCAGUUGAUAAGAUUGAGUUGUUGGUGCUUGGAGGAACGUGGGCAUCGUAUCCCAUUGAGUAUCAGGAGAACUUCAUUCGUGACUUGUUCUAUGCAGCAAAUACGUUUUUUGAAAGAGAGAAGCGUGAACGACAUAGUCUGGAUGAGGAAAAGCUCGAGAAUGAAACUGCGGCGGUAAAGAUUAUCGGCAUUACGUUGGAAACGCGGCCGGAUUGUAUCACCCCCGAGGAACUGCGCCGAUUUCGUCGUUAUGGCUGCACGCGUGUUCAGUUGGGCAUCCAGCACACGGAUGAUGCUGUCUUGAAGAAGAUUAAUCGUGGCUGCACUACUGCUGAUGCGAUACAUGCGCUUAAAUUACUUCGUGACUGUUGUUACAAGACUGACAUCCACUUGAUGCCUAAUUUACCUGGAAGCGACCCAGAAAAGGACCGAGCUAUGUUUGACUACGUCCUACACUCGCCGGACCUGCAGGCAGAUCAAUGGAAGAUUUACCCAUGUGAGAUAACCCCUUGGACUGUGAUUAAGAAGUGGUACGAUGAAGGCAGCUACGUACCCUACGCAGACGAUAAGCUGAUGGACUUGCUGAUGGAUGUGAAAGCCGAGGUGCACCCGUGGAUUCGUCUCAACCGUGUGGUUCGCGAUAUUCCGAGCCAGUACAUUCUGGGCGGGAUGGAUGAGCCCAAUCUGCGUCAGGUGAUCUGCAACAAGAUGAUUGCUCGAGGUACACCGUGCAAGUGCAUUCGGUGCCGUGAGGUGAAGACGGACGACGCCGCUAUUGCCUCUGCGGAGUGCAUUGUUCGAGAGUACGAGGCCAACGAAGGUAACGAGUUCUUUAUCAGCUUUGAGACUCCGGAUCGCUCCAAAAUUUGUGGAUUUGCUCGGUUGCGUCUUUCGAAAACUGCAGGUGGCGGUGUCUUUCCGGAACUCGAAGGUGCCGCAUUGAUUCGAGAGCUGCAUGUGUACGGACAACUUGUGGCUGCAAUUAGUAAGUCGAAGAAGCAUGCAAUCAGCACUUUUACGAACGAUGGAGCAGCGCAGCAUACGGGAUUAGGUACACAACUCAUGAUGAAAGCGGAGGCGAUUGCUCUCGCCCACGGACACAAGAAGAUGGCUGUGAUCGCAGGAGUGGGUGUUCGUAAUUUCUAUCGCCGUUUGGGUUACGAAGUGGAAGGUGAAGGCGAGCUGAUGAUCAAGCACUUGGAUAAACUACCAGCCUCUGGUGUAUGGUCGAAGGUGAACUCGUUCAUCAUCGAAAAACUAGCACAUGAUUUGUCGGUCAGCCAGUGGAGUACGAUUGCGAUCGCUGGUGUUUUCACCCUGUGUGCCGUGACUGCAGCGAUUGCCCGGAGAAGGUGA
Peronospora farinosa is the source of this 2109-nucleotide messenger RNA. The record is from the annotation of a GenBank genome assembly. NCBI's taxonomy places the organism in Eukaryota, Oomycota, Peronosporomycetes, Peronosporales, Peronosporaceae.